AUGGCAAAAAUCGAAGUAGAGCCAGAAUCCGACCAUGAUGAUUAUACAGUUGAAGAUAAAUUCGGAAUACCUCUUUCUCGACCUUCAGAAUUAGGAGAGAUACCACACGAUGAACAAAUGCGGCUGAUAAACGAGACAGGGAUAUUGGGCCGGUUGCCAGCCAAAGAUGAGGAGAAGCUUUCGCCUUUAGUUGAUAGUAUACUUGAUACCACUAUCAUGGCUAUACCACUCGGUACGCUCUAUAUCGUACUUGAUCUUUUGGUCCAGCAACAAUACGCCCAACAACCGACUAUCAAAGAGGAGGUUGGAAGAGUUGUGACAAACGUCCCUAUCCUUUUCAUUCUGAUCUAUUACACGAAUAAGUACAAGGCGACUCCGUUGGCUCAGCUCAUGUUGUUCUUGACGGCAAUACUAGCGGGGCCACGUAUGAUUUGGUUGGUGAAUAAAGGUUCUUGGCUACACGUCACUCGUCAGGCGCCUCCUUUAGGCACAAUUUGGAUUUAUACAAUUAUCCAGCUCAAUCUUAUGCCGGCUGUAGCCAGUCUCGCUAUAGUUUUUGGUCUAGCCAAAUUUAUGAACUGGAAACUAGUGUUUUGA
This is a messenger RNA of Rhizoctonia solani, 597 nucleotides long. RefSeq lists its product as uncharacterized. Lineage: Eukaryota; Fungi; Basidiomycota; Agaricomycetes; Cantharellales; Ceratobasidiaceae. The transcript has 6 exons. Bases 1 to 597 code for a protein of 198 amino acids. The record is from RefSeq and is a predicted model, not a curated record.